Molecule: messenger RNA, 713 nt
Organism: Papilio machaon (common yellow swallowtail)
Lineage: Eukaryota; Metazoa; Arthropoda; Insecta; Lepidoptera; Papilionidae
Exons: 2
Coding region: 153-713 (186 amino acids)
Source: RefSeq, a predicted model, not a curated record
UUUUGUUAAUAUGAAAAGGUCAUUGACCUUAACGUUUUUUUGAGAGAUUGUCGUAAAAGUGGUCAACUAUAUCUUUCCCGAACUCAAAUUUAUUCAUGUGAGAGAAUAAAUUAUCUAUCUAUGGUCGUAUAGUGGAAUUAAACAUUUAAAGUAUGAUUUGCAGUCAGUGCAGGAGGAUUCUGAGGAGUGGUGAGGGUAUCAGAUGUUCGGAAUGCGACUCCAAGUACCAUGUGGCGUGCGUGAGCGAGACACAAGAGCUGCUGGAGAGCGGCGACCUCGGCUACCACUGGACAUGCGCGCUGUGCCAGCACCCCGCUGGCAAGUCGGAGGACAGGCUGCGCAACUCCUCGGGACACGUCCUCAUGGCGAUGAACACCAUCUCGGAGAAGUUCGAAAUGGUAAACAAGAUCCAGCUGCCGAGGCUCAGUCAUGACAUCUUGUACAUCAUGAAUAUUGCAGAUCGGAUUGCCAGACAGAACGAUAGUAUACUCCGUACUCUGGAGGAGUUGAAGAAUAGGCGAGAGGUGAAGGCGACCCACGAGCAGCUGACGUACCGGCGGCGACACCUCAGCCUGAUGCCGCGGACGAAGCACUCGGAUCAGCCCGCUGGCUCCGCGCUGCCCGUCGCCGAAAAGUUGGCGAGGUAUAGGACGAGAAGGAGGCCGAAUACCUUACAAGAAAUGUUCUUUCUGCUAAAUAAAAAGUUGCGGUAA